Messenger RNA from Aspergillus melleus, 507 nucleotides. RefSeq names its product cytochrome b-c1 complex subunit 6 family protein (gene QCR6). Gene Ontology annotation, biological process: mitochondrial electron transport, ubiquinol to cytochrome c. The transcript has 3 exons. The record is from RefSeq and is a predicted model, not a curated record. Lineage: Eukaryota; Fungi; Ascomycota; Eurotiomycetes; Eurotiales; Aspergillaceae. Bases 1 to 507 code for a protein of 168 amino acids.
AUGGGUCUCGCCGAUUAUUUCUCCGACAUCAUCUCCUCCCUGAGCUUCCCUGAGGCUCAGGCUGAGGCUCCCGCCGAGACCGUCGAGGAGACCCCCAGCCAGGAGGCCCAGCCCGAAGAGAAGUCCGCCGCCAGCGAGGAAUCGACCGGCGACGAGAGCUCCGAGAAGACCGAGGAGUCGGCCGAGGAGACCCCCGCCGAAGAGACCUCCGAGGAGGAGCCCGAGAAGGAGGAAGAGGAAGAGGCCGAAGAGGAAGAAGAGGAAGAGGAAGAGGAGGAGGAAGAGGAGCCCGAGGACAUCAAGCCCAAGCUCGAGGAGGAAUGUGCCAACUCCUCCCAGUGUGCCCCCUACAAGCACCACUUCGACGAGUGUGUUGAGCGUGUUACCCAGCAGCAAGAAGAUGAGGACUACAAGGGCCCCAAGGAGGACUGCGUCGAGGAGUUCUUCCACCUCGCCCACUGUGCCACCGAGUGCGCCGCCCCCAAGCUCUGGAAGUCCCUCAACUAA